CCCGACAAAGGCUGACGCAACGGAAAGAGCGAGCCUUCCCCAUUCUCUUCCCAUUCACAUCCUGGGGACUCUUUGCAAACGAUCUGUAUAGCUCUUCAUGUUGCGGCUACUGAAAUAAGUGCCAGUGCUACGGACAGUUUCCAAUUCCGAAAGAUCAAUCUGCUGCUCUUCUUUGCUUAUCUAGUACCGAGCGGGUUCGAUAUUCUUCCCCCCUCUGUCUCUCGAGGCACGGCCAGAUAAAAUGGCGCCACAAAAUGAGCAGAGUUCUCUGAAACGUGGCAGAGCCAGUGCCGAUCAAGAUUCGCAAGACCAGAAGAAGCCACGUCGCUCGGAGAGACUCUCGUCCAGAGUUCAGCCAAAAGACACCCCAGUCGAACAAGAAUACCUACCUACGCCGGUGACUCGACAAAGUUCGACCGUUACAGAUGCUCGAAACGAGACAACGGCUACUCCAACGGAUGAAGCUAGCCAAAUCCGCGACCAAACACCAGUCAAUUCAGAGCCACUCGAGGACACCCAACCUGAGGACACACAAGCUUUCUCGCAGUUUGUGUAUCCGCCAAGGGCAUUUGCUGAUGAAGUGGAGGAUGAGGAUGCGGAGGGCGUUUGGGGCUACCUAAUCCCGCUCGAUGACACAGUCCACAGUGCACUUCCGCUCACAAAGCGGGAUAGUUGCCAAGGUCCCAGGAACAGUGGGGACAAGGGGCACGACAAAGAUUCCGAGAGUGAAAAGAAAGGCAGCUGCCGUCCUGGUGGUUAUUUAAUCGGUCGUCACCCGGAAUGCGAUGUGCUCCUUGAGAUCCCAACAAUAUCCAAUCGACACUUCAUGUUGUUCUCGGAGAACAAAAAGGGUGAUGUUGUCGCAAUGUUGCAAGAUUUUUCCAGCAACGGCACCUUCGUCAACGACGCUAUCGUUGGACGAAACAAGCAUCGCGAGCUUGAGGACAGCGACGAGAUUAGUAUUUUGAAUGAAGCACGUUUUGUUUUCAGGUAUCCGAAGUCUAGGGACACAAACGGUUUCCGGCAACAAUAUAGGAUCCUCCAACAACUUGGAAAAGGGCAUUUUGCAACCGUUUACCUGUGUGCCGAAAGAGCCACCGGAACCCAGUACGCGGUGAAAGUUUUUGAGAAACGCCCAGGUGAUUCCCAGAAAUCGCAGGCGGACGCCUUACAGCAGGAGAUAGCCCUUUUGAUGAGUGUCAAUCAUGAGAACCUUCUCUGUCUCAAAGACACAUUCGACGAAAGUGACGGGAUGUAUCUUGUCAUGGAAGUUGCUUCGGAGGGUGAACUAUUCAACCUGAUAGUUAGCAAGCAGAACUUGUCAGAAGAUGAGACACGUCACGUUUUCAAGCAGUUGUUCGAGGGUUUGAAGUACUUGCAUGAUCGUGGGAUUGUUCAUCGAGAUAUCAAGCCAGAGAACAUUCUCGUUUCUGACAAAAAGCUGUCUGUGAAGUUGGGUGACUUUGGACUCGCAAAGAUAAUCGGGGAAGACUCCUUCACAACAACACUAUGCGGCACACCAAGCUAUGUUGCUCCUGAGAUUUUGCAGGACACGAACCAUCGACAAUACACAAAGGCUGUCGAUAUCUGGUCCCUUGGUGUUGUGCUCUACAUCUGUCUUUGUGGCUUUCCCCCGUUUUCGGAUGAGUUGUAUACGCGACAGAAUCCGUAUACUAUGGCCCAACAGAUCAAGAUGGGGCGUUUUGAUUAUCCAUCUCCAUAUUGGGAUUCCGUGGGCGACCCAGCCUUGGAUCUCAUAGACAGGAUGCUUACGGUUAAUGCUGAUCAGCGAAUCACGGUGGAAGAAUGCUUGGAACAUUCAUGGCUUCUAGGAAAAUCUUCCAGUCUUACUGAUAGCACGGACGGGCUGACUGGAGCUCUGGGUAAUCUUGACUUCUCGAAGCGCAAAGUUGAACGCGAGCGAACAUUGCUCAGCAGCAUGAAUGACAUCCGAUUCAGUGAACGUGCGGAAGAAGGCGGCGCUCCUGUGAAGAUUUUCCACAAAAAUGAAGCCGGCAAACGGGUUUCUAACCAACCUUCUCAAGUUCUCGUUCAUCAGAGUCAACCAGAAGCUCACCCUGACGAAAAUAGCGCGCCUCAAGAUUUUGCCAAUCUUGGAGAGCGAGGUGACCCGCUUCUUUUUGAACAAGAACUAACAAGUCGUUAUCCAUAGACGGGUAUUGCUUUCUGGACGCCACACACUCUUACUCUUACUCUCGCUCUCUCCUACCCUCUCUUUUCAUCUCUUUGUAUCAACUUUUAGCCUUUGUUUUUAAUUAGCACAGCCAGCAUUGUUGCUGCUGCCAUUGACAGUGUGAGAGGAUUACUGGGGUUUACCUGUUCGCAUUGGGACAGUUGGAAUAUGAUCAGCCAAGGGAUACUUACAUUGUGUUAGGGAACUUGUUGAGUCAAAAAUGGCGUCUAUGGUCUGCUUAGGAAUACAGCAUGUUUUAAUUAUGACCCCCGUUUAAGUUGACAUAUGCAGAAGUACGACUGACCAGAACCGUAUCGUCCCUAAUCAUACCGAAUGCUAAUUCCCA
Aspergillus glaucus CBS 516.65 is the source of this 2540-nucleotide messenger RNA. RefSeq names its product CAMK family serine/threonine-protein kinase. Gene Ontology annotation, cellular component: nucleus. The transcript is spliced from 6 exons. Gene Ontology annotation, biological process: mitotic DNA damage checkpoint signaling; protein phosphorylation. The coding region runs from base 242 to 2173 and encodes 643 amino acids. Lineage: Eukaryota; Fungi; Ascomycota; Eurotiomycetes; Eurotiales; Aspergillaceae. The record is from RefSeq and is a predicted model, not a curated record. Gene Ontology annotation, molecular function: ATP binding; protein binding; protein serine/threonine kinase activity.